Messenger RNA from Eutrema salsugineum, 1680 nucleotides. RefSeq names its product pentatricopeptide repeat-containing protein At2g15980. NCBI's taxonomy places the organism in Eukaryota, Viridiplantae, Streptophyta, Magnoliopsida, Brassicales, Brassicaceae. Bases 165 to 1652 code for a protein of 495 amino acids. The record is from RefSeq and is a predicted model, not a curated record. Gene Ontology annotation, molecular function: protein binding. The transcript has a single exon.
UUCGACCGUCUCGUCUCGGCCCAUCACGGCUUAAGCAAAAUUUUGGGCGUGACAUAUGGCUAUGAUUAAUUUCAGUACUUUGUUACAUAUUCUAUCCGAGUAAGGUACACACUUUGUUACAUAGUGAAUUGGAACCAAUCUCAACUGAUUCUUAAACCUUUCAUAUGUCAAGCUCACUCCUUAGACGGAUCCUCCUCCCGACCCGGAAACCCAAACCCGACUCGACCCAUUCAAUCGCUUCUGCUUCCCUCACCACCGUCUCUUCUCCACCGCCCGAUCACUCAAACCCUACACCAUCAGAUCCUCUGAUCUCCGACGCCGUCUCAAUCCUAACCCACCACCGCUCCAAAUCCCGAUGGUCCACUCUCCGAUCUCUCAACCCUUCCGGCUUCACUCCUUCCCAAUUCUCCGAAAUUACUCUCCGCCUCCGCAACAACCCUCACCUCUCCCUCCGCUUCUUCCUCUUCACUCGCCGCCACUCUCUCUGCCCUCACGACAUCGGUUCCUGCUCAACUCUCAUCCACAUCCUCGCUCGGUCUCGUCUCAAAACCGACGCUCGCGACGUAAUCCGCCUCGCUCUCCGUCUCGCCGGCGGCGACGAAGAAGAAGAUCGCGUCUCGAGAGUGUUCCGUUCGCUGAUUAAGAGCUACAAUCGAUGUGGGUCUGCGCCGUUUGUCUUCGAUCUGCUGAUAAAAUCGUGUCUUGACUCGAAAGAGAUCGAUGGAGCUGUGAUGGUUAUGAGGAAACUUAGGUCUAGAGGAAUCGAUUUGCAGAUUAGUACUUGUAACGCUUUGAUAUCAGAGGUUUCAAGGCGUAGAGAUGCUUCAAAAGGAUAUAAGCUGUAUAGAGAAGUGUUUGGUUUAGAUGGAGCUAAAGCUAAGGCUAAGAUUAAGCCAAAUGUGAACACUUUUAAUUCGAUGAUGGUGAGUUUCUACAGAGAAGGUGAAACAGAGAUGGUAGAGAGGAUUUGGAAAGAAAUGGAGGAGGAAUGUUCUCCGAAUGGUUAUAGCUACAGUGUUUUGAUGGAGGCGUAUUGCUCGCGAGGUAUGAUGAUGGAAGCAGAGAAAGUAUGGGAAGAGAUGAAUGUUCAUGAUGUUGUGGCUUAUAACACUAUGAUCGGUGGUCUUUGCAGUAACUUAGAGCUUACUAAAGCGAAGAAGCUUUUCGAUGGAAUGAGAACUAAGGGAAUAGAGUGUACUUCUCUAACCUAUGAUCAUCUCAUUAACGGGUAUUGUAAAGUUGGGGAUGUUGAUUCGGCUAUGGUUGUUUAUAAAGAGAUGAAAAGGAAGGGUUUUGAGGCAGAGGGUUUAACCAUUGAAGCAUUAGUGGUCAGGUUAUGUGAUAAUGACGAACACAGAGCUGUUGAAGCCGCGGAGAUUGUGAAAGAAGCGGUGAGAGAGUCCGAGUUUUGUCCUAGUCGGAAAUGUUAUGAGUUGUUGAUAAAGAGGUUGUGUGAAGAAUGGAAGAUGGAGAGAGCACUGAACAUCCAAGCUGAGAUGGUGGGGAGAGGGUUUAAGCCGUGUCAAGAGACGUAUAAAGCUUUUAUCGACGGGUAUGGAAAAGCAGGUGAUGAAGAAACAUCUUCAUUGUUAGCAAUAGAAUUGGCUGAAUCACUCAAGCUAAGAGCAGAAGAAGAAGAAAAAGAAAAAUAGAAUUUUGAGCUUUUAUGUAUUUGCAAAG